This is a messenger RNA of Aspergillus melleus, 2121 nucleotides long. RefSeq names its product serine/threonine protein kinase nimA (gene nimA). Gene Ontology annotation, cellular component: cytoplasm; nucleus; centrosome. The transcript has 3 exons. The record is from RefSeq and is a predicted model, not a curated record. Gene Ontology annotation, biological process: protein phosphorylation; chromosome segregation. Gene Ontology annotation, molecular function: ATP binding; protein kinase activity. The coding region runs from base 1 to 2121 and encodes 706 amino acids. Lineage: Eukaryota; Fungi; Ascomycota; Eurotiomycetes; Eurotiales; Aspergillaceae.
AUGGCAAUUGCACUUGCGGAGGCCGACAAGUAUGAGAUACUUGAGAAGAUUGGUUGCGGUUCUUUUGGAAUCAUUCGCAAAGUCAAACGGAAACAAGAUGGCUUUAUACUCUGCCGCAAAGAGAUCAACUACAUCAAGAUGUCCCAGAAAGAGCGUGAACAACUGACCGCCGAAUUCAAUAUCCUGAGCUCAUUGAGGCACCCGAACAUCGUCGCUUAUUACCACCGAGAGCACCUCAAGGCAAGCCAAGACUUGUAUCUAUACAUGGAAUACUGCGGAGGCGGUGAUCUGAGCAUGGUCAUCAAGAAUCUGAAGAAGACAAAUAAAUAUGCAGACGAGGAGUUUGUCUGGCGGAUCUUGUCCCAGUUGGUGACGGCACUCUAUCGCUGUCAUUACGGUGUGGAUCCGGCCGAUGUUGGAUCCAACGUCCUCGGGCCAGCACCUAAGCCCUCAGGUCUAAAGGGAAAGCAGGCACAGAUGACCAUCCUGCAUCGUGACCUCAAACCAGAGAAUAUCUUCCUCGGCAGCGACAACUCAGUCAAGCUCGGUGACUUUGGUCUCUCCAAAGUGAUGGCUUCCCACGACUUCGCUUCCACCUACGUUGGUACCCCUUUCUACAUGUCUCCUGAGAUAUGUGCCGCGGAGAAAUACACCUUGCGCUCUGAUAUCUGGGCCGUUGGCUGUAUCAUGUACGAACUGUGCCAGAAGGAACCUCCGUUCAACGCCAGAACCCAUAUCCAAUUGAUCCAAAAGAUUCGUGAUGGCAAAUUUGCUUCUCUGCCUGACUACUACUCCCCCGAGCUGAAGAGCGUCAUUGCCAGCUGUUUGCGCGUGAACCCCGAUCAUCGCCCCGACACUGCCGCUUUGAUCAACCUCCCCAUCAUCCGUUUGAUGCGAAAGGAAAAGGAGGUCGUCGACCUGAGCCGGGCCCUGCGGAAGCGAGAAGAAUCCAAUCUUCAAAAGAACCGAGAGGUGGAACAGGCUUUCGCUAAGAUGGAAAAGGAGAAGCAGCAGAUUAAGUCUGAGCUUGAGAACACACUGCGCCGGGAGUGGGAGGUGAAGGCGCGUCUAGAGAUCGACCGCCAGGUGCAGAACGAGCUGGAAAGACUUCGCAAGAGAUUCGAGUCUGAGGUGCAAGAUCGGGUUGCCUUGGAGGUCGAAAAGCUCAAAAAGAAUGGCAACUUCAGGGACGAGCCCGCCUUCCGCUCCAGUCGCUCCAGCCGUUCCAGUCGACGAGGCUCGCAGUCAUCCGUCAGUAACAACGAUGAUACGGAUCUCCCUUCGAGUACAGACAUCACCCAGCUGUCUAUGGAAUCGCCUGUGGCUAGUAAGCCUACCAAGAAGGAGACUCGGACACCUUUUAACCGCUCCAAAACGGUAGUUGAGUCACCUGUUGAUGUACAGAUGGCUGAGCCAUCUCCGAUUUCGAUUGCGUCUCUCUCGCUGUCGCCCCGUCGCACUUCGGCGACACACUCUGGCAAGAACAUUUUUGCGGAGGCUGAACGACACCGAGCCAAGUGGGAGCCCACGCUUGCCUACUCGGACGACGAAGAUGACACGCCCGACCUGCCCUCGCCAACUCGGCCUAAGGUCAAACCCGAUCCUUUCAAGGCCCCAUCUCGGCCUCUCCUCCGUCAGAAUACUGCCGCGCUUAUGCAGAAACUGAGCACUCAGCCUCCUCUUUUCCCUACGAAUGGCUCCAGACUACCUCAGGCAUCAGGUCAGUCCGAGGGCCGCCACGGCGAACAGAAGUCCAGGUCGCCCCAUCGACGCUUGUCAAAGAUUGCAUCAUCAGCGAACCUUGCUGCCGAUGCCGGAUCGCCAACCCGUAAGACGGGCACGAAGCAACCCCCUUCUAAAGUCAACGGCGGUGGCGAGGAGAUGUUCAAAGCCGUCAUGCAACGCAACAUGGGCGGCAGAACCCUGGUCGAGCUUGCUCAAGCACGGGCCGGUGGACGGCCUAUGGAUGAAGUCAAGCGAUCCGCCAGCGAUACCAGGACUUCUAACAGUAUGAAGUCUUCGGUCGAGCGUGAUCCUCCUGCUGUAUGGGAUCCCGAAAGAGACGAAAUGCCCAGUCCGUUCCUGGCUCGUGGCCGCAAGGUUAUCCGCAACUUGAGGUAA